UCGGCAGGAGUGCAAUCCCGGACAGAAUUAACUGUAACACCAGCUGGAUACAUGUGAGUGACGGUGUUGUCGUGGAAACGGAGCGAUGAGGCGGCUAUACAUCGGCGGGUUGAGCCACUCAGUCACCCAGAAAGAUCUGAAGGAUCGAUUUGGAAAGUUUGGAGAUGUGGAGGACGUGGAGGUCCGGACCAGGAGGGACGAUGAGGGUGUUCCUUAUAAAACCUUCGGCUACAUUAACAUCAACAUUUCAGACACCGACCUGAAGAAAUGUUUGACGGUACUGAACAAAUCCAAAUGGAAAGGAGGAACUCUGCAGAUUGAAACAGCCAAAGAGAGUUUCCUGCACAGACUGGCUGAGGAGCGGCAGGCGGCAGCAGAGCAGCGUCUCCAGCAGCCUGCAGCUGAGGACAACAGACAGAAGCUGCUGGACUCCAUGAGCAAAGCCGGCGUGGACAACUUCACCAUGAAGGCUGCGGUGCCGGGGACCGAAAUACCAGGACACAAGGACUGGGUGGUCAGUAAAUUCGGGCGAGUCCUCCCCGUCCUGCAGCUCAGGUGUCAGAAAGGCAGCAGAGCUCGAACCCUGAAGUACGACCCGUCCAAAUACAGCCACAACAUCCGCAAGCUGGACCGGUCCACCGAAAACCAGCCCACACCCGUCACCCAGCUCACCUGGGAGGUGCAGGGAGGCGAUGAUGACAUCAGCAAGAAGAGGCGGGGAGAGUUUCCUCCGUAUGAGCCACCGAGACGCAAGAAGAGUCGUACAGAUGACUCCCAGCAUGCUGUGGGCAGAAACAGAUUAAAGCAGAUUGUUGAGCCUGUCAAUCACAGCAAGGCUCAUCAGUUCACCAACGGAUAUGAACCAACGGCAGACCACAGACCGGCUCAGCGGAGGCCGCCACGUUUCACUGACAGUGAUGUCGAUUCAGACGAGGAAAUACGCAGAAUGGUGGCGGCUCAGAACACCUCCCAUGCUGCACUGCGGCAGGAAGAGGAGGAGGACAACCUGGAAGUGGUCGGACUCGACUACUUGGUGAAGUCUGGGCGCCUUCGUGAGCAGCAGAAAGGAGGUCAAGAUGAUGAAGAAGAGAAUGGCUACGACUCUGCAGACACAGAUGAACUCUUCGCCUCCAGGAAACCUCCUCCUCCUCCACCGCUGGAGAGACUGAUGCUGCCCACUGAAGAACACCUCUCAGGAACCAACACAGACAGGAAGAAGAAGACGAAGAAGAAGAGAAGUAAAGCUGGAGAGGAAGAGGAUGAUUCGGCAGAGGAACACAUCACCUCCACGCAGCGGAGAGGGCAGGCGGAUAAACAAAGUCCUCAGAAGCAAAGUAAGAAGACGACAGUCCUUCCUGUAGUAAAACCACCUUCCUCAGAAUCAGAUAGUGAUGGGGAUGAUGAAGACGAUGAUGAGGAGGAGGAGGAUGAAGAUGAGGAGGAGUUAGAAUCAGCUGAUAACAGUUCAGACUCUGAUUAUGAAGCCAUGUUUUCUAACGUCACCCGUCUGGAGAUCUCUCUGGCUGAUCUACAGAAGCUCGCUGAAGAAUCCCAGCUGACCUCUGAGACUACAGCUCCCAGCAUCCCCGGAACCUCCUCGGUACAAGAAACUGCAGAACGUCCCGCUCCCAAAAAAGGCACCACGCCGGAGGAGAUCCUCGCCGCCAUCAUGGAGGAGGACAGCAGCGAGGACGAGCAGGUGAAGAAAAAGAAGAAAAGAAAAGCUGUCGUGUCACCGGCGCUGCCUGCCUUCCAGGGGACGAGAGCGCUGAGCGAGGGAUCGGAAACAGACGAGUGUCAGAGGAGUCAGAAGAAGGAGGAGGAGGAGGAGGAGGAGGAGGAGGGAAGAGGAGGUGAGGCUAAAAAACAGAAGCUGGACUCUAAAGCUCCUCAGCUGAACCACAGAGCAACAGACAGCAAAACCAGCGGGCAGAAACACACAGAAACAGAGAAGGAGACUUCAGAGAGCAGUGAGGAGGAAGAGGAGGAGGAGGCAGAAGAGGAAGAGGAGGAGGAGGAAGAGGAAGAGGAGGAGGAGGAAGAAGUGGGGGAACAGGAGAAAAAAGCAGAGGUGAAGAACAAGGCUGAGAAAGCUGGGACAUGUUCCUCCUCUAGCAGUGAUGAUGAUGAGGAGGAGAUGAAUAAGGCCAAUCAGACUGUUCUUACAGCUAAAGCUGCAGCAGCCUCUUCAUCUUCAUCCUCAAACUCCUCCGCUGAGGAAGAAGAGGAUGAGCAAGAGACAAUCACAUCUGGAGAUGCUGUGAAGGCAGCACCUCCAUCUGCUCCUCACAGUGAUUCCUCUUCCAGCGAGGAGGAAGAGGAGGAGGAGGAAGAAAAGCAGGCUCCUCCUCGGGUGCCUUUAGGAGCAAAGGAGGAAGAGGAGCGGCAGAGGAAGGCCAACCUGAGGAGGCUGGCUGCCGUCCAGCAGAGGCAGAAAGAGGCUGAAGAACACAAGAAGCUCAUCCAGGGAGCUCUGUCCAACCUGGACGCUCCAACAGCAGGAGCAGGAAAACAUAUCGUCUUUGGUUCUGAUGAUGAUGAUGAGGAUGAUGAAGAUGAGCAGCAGACGACCUCAGAGGUCACCACGCCAAAGAAGACGCUGUUCCAGGACAGCCAAUCAGAGGACGAGGCCACAGAUGAUGAGGCAGCCGUCAGUGAGGACGACACCAGUAAAGAAAAGGUGCGUCUGAAGCCAUCAGGUCCUCAGCUGUUUGCCGGCAGUGAGGAUGAGGAAGGUGCAGAUGAAGAGGAGGACAGCAGCAGGUUUGACAUCAGGCCACAGUUUGAAGGUCGAGCAGGACAGAAGCUGAUGGAGCUGCAAUCUCGCUUCGGGACAGACGAGCGUUUCCGAAUGGACUCUCGCUUCCUGGAGGAGGACGAGGACGGAGAGGAGUCAGAGAAAAAGAAGAGUGUGACAGAGGAAGAGGAGGCUCUGGAGGAGGAGAGGAAGAAGAACCUGUCCAUCCUGCAGAGCGUCCUCGGCAGCAAUCAGCAAACCUGCAGCAGCAAGACGACCACCAAGGGCAAGACCUUCAGAGACGUCACAGCGCUGCAUUACGACCCCAGCAGAGAGGAACACGCUGCGUUUGAGACCAAAACUGAUGAAACCAAGAAGGAGAGCAAGGCGGCCCGGAGGAAGAAGAGGGAGGAGGCUCAGAAGCUCCCGGAGGUUUCUAAGGAGAUUUACUUUGACGUGUCUGGCGACCUGAAGGCCGUGUUUGGUCAGACGAAGGAGGAUGACGUCGCUGGAGAAGACGAGAAGAGGAACUGGGACCAAGAGGAAGAAGAGGAGGCUGAAGGAGGGAAGGACGAGCAAUCAACCCCGCUGUCAUCUCUGCUCUCAGCCGAUCCAAGCGCAGAGAAAGUGGAGUCGUCUGGAUUUAAAUUCUCCUUCUUUGGAGACGACGCGGAAACAGGAGGUGGAGAGACAGAGGAGUACAAAGUAGAGAGCAUCCAGGUGCCAAAGGUAUCAUGGCAACAAAACCUACGUUUCCAUGACAGCAGCUCAGAUGAGGAUGAGGAAGAGCAGGAGGAAGAGGAGGAGCAAAGUAACAUCGCCGUUACAACCACAGAAGAGGAGACUCCUUCAAAGAGAGAGCUGUUCUUCUUCUUCUCUGAAGACAUCAGACUGAAAGAAGGCCCCAGGUUGUUCUGUCGCUCCUCCCACCUGGAGGAGCAGAGGGAGCAGUGGGAGGAGAGGAGGAGCGAGCUCAAACAGGAGUACCGCAAAAAACACAAGGACGCCCGGAGGAAGCUGAGGUCCUCCCUGAAGAGUUGAGAAUUAUGGGAAGUGAAGUCUCUGUGUUUCAGUUUAUACUCACUGGUCUGGACUUCAGAAGCUGCAGGAGCUGACAGAUUAUCUUUCCCGUCUUGGUGCCGUUUUGUGCCUCAGACUGAUUUAAAAGUCAGCGGGAGGGAGACCAAAUGGCAGCUGAAGACAAAGACAUCAAGUGAAAGUUAAAGAUUAUCAAAGUAUCAGAUUUAUAUGUUUAUAUUGGUAAAUACUCAGAUAUUUUGUGAUCUUUUGGUUCAUGAGGUUUGGUUUCUUCGUUAGUUGCAAAGGAAACAAUGCUGCCAAUUAGCAACAGCAGCCGAUCGCAGAUUCAAGAGAACAAAACCUGUAUAUAUAUAUAUAUAUAUAUAUAUAUAUAUAUAUAUAUAUAUAUAAUAU
Molecule: messenger RNA, 4171 nt
Organism: Plectropomus leopardus (leopard coralgrouper)
Lineage: Eukaryota; Metazoa; Chordata; Actinopteri; Perciformes; Serranidae
Gene: nol8
Product: nucleolar protein 8
Biological process (GO): protein localization to nucleolus
Cellular component (GO): nucleolus
Molecular function (GO): RNA binding
Source: RefSeq, a predicted model, not a curated record